Molecule: messenger RNA, 2356 nt
Organism: Venturia canescens
Lineage: Eukaryota; Metazoa; Arthropoda; Insecta; Hymenoptera; Ichneumonidae
Product: aquaporin AQPAn.G-like
Exons: 6
Coding region: 681-1472 (263 amino acids)
Biological process (GO): transmembrane transport
Cellular component (GO): plasma membrane
Molecular function (GO): channel activity
Source: RefSeq, a predicted model, not a curated record
AAAAUGGCGAACUAAAUAAGGAGAGGCAGUGGCUCAGUGGUAGCGGGCCCGGCUCCCACCCAGCGAGCCCGGGUUCGAUUCCCGACGCCGACACCAAUGGAUUUUUCUAAGUGUCCCAAAGCUGUACUCUCUGUGGUUCGGAACCCACGUAAAAAAAGUAGGUCCAGAGUGUGUGUAGUGGAAAAAACAAAAACAGUGGGAAAGAAAAACGAAUAGUGGAGAUAUAUAAAAUAGAGGAAAUACAGAAAAACACACCAUGUAAAAACCCGAAAAGGGUAUGCAUGUAAAACUCCACCACUACUACCACUACUACUGGCGAACUAAAUAAAUGGAAACCGAGGCAGUCCAGAGAACGUGAAUAUAUACAAAACCUCAAGCCGUUGAACAGUUUUAUUUGUUUUUUACGUUUCCGUUUUCCCUUUGGUUCUACGAUGCUCUGAAGUGCACUUGAAAAUUGAAACAUGAAGCCGGAUUUAGUGUAAGUCAUUUUUAUUGCACGAGCACCUGGCAACGAAAGGCGAGUGACGUUGAAUCACGAAUUUUAUACAAACGCAGUCUACAGGGAAUUUGGAUUAAACUGACCGAAGACUUGCACGAGUCACGAAUCCGAGAGUUCUACAUCGUUUGCUACGAACGCGUUGACGCUCAGGAAUUAAGGAAGUAAUCGCUACGGUCAAGAAAUGGCCAAUCUAAAAACAGCUCUCGGAGCCCACGAGCUCACGGACAAGAAAGCGAAUCUGUACAGAGCUCUGAUCGCCGAGUUCCUCGGUACGCUGCUCCUGAAUUUCGUCGGAUGUGGUACCGUUGUCACCGGUAGCGUCGUUGCCAUUAGUUUUGCGUUUGGUCUCACCGUCGCUGCAGCGGUCCAGGGCAUCGGUCACGUGUCAGGUGGUCACAUCAAUCCUGCUGUCACGAUUGGGUUAGCCGUGAUCGGCAAGAUACCAAUGAUCCGUGCAAUCCUCUACAUCCUGGCGCAAAGUGCGGGAGCUAUUGCUGGAUCAGCAGUUCUGCGAGCUCUGUCGCCAGAACAAAUGGAAAACGCGUUAGGAGUCGUUGCUCUCGCUCCGGGUGUGACUCCAGUUCAGGGCUUGGGAUUUGAAUUUUUUUUGGCUCUUAUUCUCGUUAUGGUCGUUUGUGGCGCUUGUGACGACGCGAAGCCAGACAGCAAAGGCGUUGCGCCUCUUAUCAUUGGAUUGGCCGUGACGAUCGGUCAUCUCGCGGGCGUUCCACGCACUGGAGCUGGAAUGAAUCCGGCACGUUCGUUGGGAAGCUCAGUCGUGAUGGGAGCGUUUGAAAAUCAUUGGCUCUACUGGGUCGGACCGAUACUCGGUGGAAUGGCUGGGGCUCUCCUCUACACACACGCGACUGGACCUGCGAAAGAGAUCGAACUGCCAAAAUCUUACAAUCCUGUUGCAACUGAAGAAAAAGAGCUUCAACGACUCGCCGGUAGAAAGAGCGGGCAUCCGGCGUGAUGCUUCUAACAAUUGCAGUGUAACGCGAAACUGUUCGAAAAACAAUUGGAAAUAUCAGCAUAAAGCUUUACGAAAAAAAAUGUCAAAUGUCAAUGUCAAUCGCUGCUGAAAUUUACGUCGCCCCAUCGUUGAAUCAACGUACAAAAGUGCAGGAAUAAAUAUCAUAAUUUUGCUAGAACUGAAAUUCAAGUUUUUCGGAUCAUAUCGAUUGAAAUCGAUCUCGAAUAUUUGUCACUUUUUCUCUUUAUUACGACAAUAUUAGCUAAACAAUAGCGCCAGAAAUCGAAUUCACUUAUUGCCAAAGUUUGUAUGUGUGAGUAUGUGUAAAAUCUCUAUUCGUAAUUUCACGACGAGGAAUGGAUUAAUUUUCUUCCAGAUUUUGUGUGUUUGUGAAAAAAUCUUUGUUGUUGAAAAAUUCGAACCGACUCAAGUAUGCGCCAAUAGCACUUUCGUCAGAACCAAGUUUUACUUUAACGUCACACUGCCAAAUGUUCGUGCACUAAAAAAUUGUUCUGUGCCCAUGAGGUUUCUGUAAUCGUGCAUAUUCGUCACAAAUUUACUGAUGUCAAAUUUAAUCAAUGAAUUUUCACCCAAAAAACUCUGUAACGCGAUACGUUCUCUCGCCCAAGUCAAGUCGAGAGCUAAAAGCAAUAAUUUUCAAUCUCAUCUUAUUCGCACACGCCAAACACUGAGAUUAUUCGAAAAAUUAUACGUUUAAUUAUCCAUAAUUUAAUUGAAUAAAUUAUUUAUAUAAUUAAUGUCUCAUGUAUGCUUCGUAAUAACUCUUAAGCCAUGUAAAAUCGUGAUGUGUCGUAUAAAAAAUUGAUAAAUUUGUACUCUGUUAAGUGUUUCAAUAAACGUCUUUUUAUUCGUAAUCGUAAAAA